AUGCCAUUGCCUAAUGACAUGUCUGUUUUUAAGCAUGGUGCUACUCUUGUUGGAGCUACUAAGACUGAGUACAUUGAUGAUGCUAUCAUGAAUAAGUUAGUUUGGUAUGUGCUACAUAAUGCUGAUGAAGUACAGGAAUAUUUGACUCUGUACAGGGAGGAGCUAUCGCAGCAAGGUGCACGUCCAAAUGAUGUUGAUCGAAUGGUUCAACAAGGAUUUGCAAAGUGGUUUAUGUCCCAUGUUGAGAAGAAGCGUAAUGAGAAUCCAGAAUUGGUUAGCGAAGGACUGUGGGCACUGUCAUGUGGCCCAGCUCGGCGAGUUAAGACUAGUACAGCUUGCAAGAUUAAUGGAGUGCAGUUUAGCACAGUGGAUCGUGAGAAGUUCAUGCAAACACAAAAUAGUGGUGUAAUGACUGAAGGUGAACAUAAUGGGGAGAACAUAGAUUUUUAUGGUGUCCUUAAAGAGGUAAUUGAGUUACAAUAUAACUCGAAUUAUCAAGUUCGUCGGUCGGUGGUUGUAUUUCGAUGCGAUUGGUACAACCAAGUAGGAAAGACUGUGGGCAUUCGAGAUGACAGCCAUUUCAAAUCCAUCAAUGUGCAGUCAUUUUGGUAUAAGUCUGAUCCUUUUAUCUUGGCAGACCAAGCGAAAAAAAUAUUUUACCUGCAAGACACAACUCCACAAUGUAAAGAUUUCCGAGUUGUGCAGAAAUUUGAACAUAGGAAUAUUUAUGAUGUGGCUGAAAAAUAUGAGGGCAGUAAUGAUGUGCAUCAGGAUGAUUAUUGUUCUGAUACAGAGCAUAUAGUGUAA
Molecule: messenger RNA, 807 nt
Organism: Zea mays
Lineage: Eukaryota; Viridiplantae; Streptophyta; Magnoliopsida; Poales; Poaceae
Exons: 3
Coding region: 1-807 (268 amino acids)
Source: RefSeq, a predicted model, not a curated record